CCAACGAUCUAUCUGUAAGGUUCAGGAGGCCCAACGACUUUGAACACUUGGCGCACAUACUAUAAAAUCUCUCUCUCGCGCAGACACUUCGUUUCCAUCGCCCCCUCCAAGGCUCCAACAGUCUCCGGAGCUUCCUAAGCUACCUCGCAAAGAAAAAACCGAAAACAUUUAUCUUGGUUUUAGCUUUAUAAACCCAAUCGCAUUUCUCGCUUUCAUUUCUGGCUACACUAUUCUCUUCGUCCCAUUCUUCUUCUUCUUCUGCGAUUUUAACCGUUCGGAGAAUCUUCGGAGCUGCCAUGGCUUCUUCUAUUAUCGGAUCCGACGUCGUUUCCUUCAGAUCCGCUGGAAUCUCCUCGAAACUCGGAGGUUCAAAUGACCGAAAAUUCGGUCUGUCCCGGCAAUGGUCUCCAAUUCCCGGAGGAGUCGGGUCGGGCCAGCUCCGGCCUUGCGCUGCCCUCCGCUGCGGAUCGAAGAGCUCGUUUUCGUCGUCCGGGGUGAGGGCACAGGUGGCCACAUUGGAACGAGCAAGCGCCGGAACAGUACAAAACGUGGAGGCUCCGGUGGUUGUUGUUACUGGAGCUUCUAGAGGUAUCGGGAGAGCGAUUGCGUUGUCAUUGGGAAAAGCCGGUUGUAAGGUCCUGGUUAAUUAUGCUAGGUCAUCGAAGGAAGCUGAGGAGGUCUCCAAAGAGAUCGAGGCCAGUGGUGGACAAGCCCUGAUUUUUGGAGGAGACGUUUCGAAAGAAGCCGAUGUUGAAUCAAUGAUUAAAACUGCGGUUGAUGCAUGGGGAACUGUUGAUAUAUUGGUAAACAAUGCAGGAAUUACCCGCGAUACUUUACUGAUGAGAAUGAAGAAAUCUCAGUGGCAGGAGGUUAUUGAUUUGAAUCUUACGGGUGUAUAUCUCUGUACGCAGGCGGCAGCUAAAGUUAUGAUGAAGAAGAGAAAGGGAAGGAUAAUCAAUAUAGCAUCAGUUGUUGGUCUGGUUGGAAACGUCGGUCAAGCCAACUACAGUGCUGCAAAAGCAGGGGUAAUCGGCCUGACAAAGACUGUUGCAAAGGAGUAUGCAAGCAGAAACAUCAAUGUUAAUGCUGUUGCCCCAGGAUUCAUUGCAUCUGACAUGACAGCUAAGCUAGGGGAAGACAUUGAGAAGAAAAUUUUGGAGACCAUCCCAUUAGGAAGGUAUGGCCAACCUGAAGAAGUUGCUGGGCUGGUGGAAUUCUUGGCCCUCAAUCCUGCGGCCAGUUACAUCACUGGACAGGUACUCACCAUUGAUGGAGGGAUGGUGAUGUAGGUCAAGCUGCCCAAUCAGAGCUUUGGAGCUUCAGAGUUCAGAUUAAGGGCACUGGAAUCACAAAAUUCAACUUCGUAUGAUAAUUUAUGUGGAAGCUUAUGUAAUUCAGCCUUUUGCUUGAGAUCCAACGGGAUAGGAUUCUCUCCAUUUCUUGAAAUGAAAUUAUUGAUGUGCUGUCA
Corylus avellana is the source of this 1468-nucleotide messenger RNA. NCBI's taxonomy places the organism in Eukaryota, Viridiplantae, Streptophyta, Magnoliopsida, Fagales, Betulaceae. The record is from RefSeq and is a predicted model, not a curated record.